ACUUUUCCAUAUAUGGAGCGCAGAAUGUUUUUGUUUGUAGUCUGUUAGUGUUUCAGCAGCUCGGUCCUGUUUUCUCCCGAACUCACAGUUGUAUCUUUGAUAAAUGAAAGGAUCUGUUAUAUUAACGCUGAUGGUCGGUGUGGUCUGUCCCGUGGCUCACAUGACUCGGGUGUUUGUCUACGGCACGCUGAAGAAAGGCCAGCCCAACUACUUCAGGAUGGAGAACGCUUCUAACGGUCAGGCCGAGUUCCUCGCUCGCGCUCGAACCGUAGAGCCAUACCCGCUCGUGAUCACCACCAAAUACAACAUCCCCUUCCUGCUCAACGAGCCCGGGACGGGUCAGCGUGUCUACGGAGAGCUCUACCGCGUGGACCAACAGAUGCUGGACUUCCUGGACAAGUUUGAAGGCUGUCCAGAGAGGUACCAGCGCACCAAGAUCCAGCUGGAGGUGCAGGACGGGGACGGUGAAGGAGAACACACACUGAGGCCUGGACGCUUCGAGGAGGCAUUUGUGUACAGCAAACAUGAACCCGCGUGGCUCCAGAACCAAACAUACGAGAGUUAUGAUGCGUACGGUGACCACGCACUGAAAUAUGUGCUUCCUGAGGAUAGAACCCCCGAGUAACGACUGUACCGUUAACAAUCAGCAGGGUCCAGAACUAACAAGUUACCACAUCUGCCAGAGUCACGUCCAUUUAUCAUUUAGAUGUUACAAAAUUCAUGCAUGCAUAUGUACACACACUCACGUGUGGUCAGAAUUGUUGGUACACUUGAUAAAUAUGAUCAAAGAAGGCUGUGUAAAUAAAUCUGCAUUGUUAAUCCUUUUGAUCUUUUAUUU
Molecule: messenger RNA, 838 nt
Organism: Cyprinus carpio (common carp)
Lineage: Eukaryota; Metazoa; Chordata; Actinopteri; Cypriniformes; Cyprinidae
Product: gamma-glutamylaminecyclotransferase C-like
Molecular function (GO): gamma-glutamylaminecyclotransferase activity
Source: RefSeq, a predicted model, not a curated record